AUGGAUAAAUUAAUAUGGCGGAAAGCUAUGAAGGCCACGGCAUCCUUCCCACCAGCAGCCACGAAGAUAAUAUUCCUCAAUCAACCCCGCCUCGUCCGACAUGCCAGCACGGUCCCGUCGAUUACGCAGCCAUCAUUUUGGAAGAAUAUGAUACCGAAACCAUUCCGACGCUCAAAACAAUCUGUGAACUGGGGUGUGUCUAAGAAACCUAAGUCAAAAGAAUGGAAUCCAGCAACAUUCUACAUUGUCAUCUUCCUCUUCAUUGGAUCCAUGGCUAUCCAGAUGAUCGCCUUAAAGAAGGACUUCGACACGUUCAUGAGGCGGUCCGAGGUUCGCAUUGAGUUGCUACGUGAGGUCGUAGAGAAACUACAACGAGGCGAAGAAAUCGAUGUCCAGAAAGCCUUAGGCACUGGCGAUGCGGAGAAAGAGAAAGAGUGGGAGGAAGUACUCAGAGAGAUCGAACGCGAAGAUAUCCUCAAGAAUACGAAGAAACCCGAAAAGCCAAACCAACCCGUGGUAGAUUCCGUAAAGGCCGAGUCCAGUGGUCCAACCGCUGCGGAAUUUAAGGAGCAUCCUAAGACGAAGACUGGGAGCUACUCGAGUUUCUUCUAA
Molecule: messenger RNA, 612 nt
Organism: Daldinia loculata
Lineage: Eukaryota; Fungi; Ascomycota; Sordariomycetes; Xylariales; Hypoxylaceae
Exons: 1
Coding region: 1-612 (203 amino acids)
Source: RefSeq, a predicted model, not a curated record